Messenger RNA from Postia placenta MAD-698-R-SB12, 276 nucleotides. RefSeq lists its product as hypothetical. The annotation marks the transcript as partial. The transcript has a single exon. The record is from RefSeq and is a predicted model, not a curated record. Lineage: Eukaryota; Fungi; Basidiomycota; Agaricomycetes; Polyporales; Adustoporiaceae.
UUAAGACAGGAGUUCUGUGAACUUGAGCUUCUGGAUGAAAUUACCAAACUGCGGUAUAACAAGAAGUUACCAAAGAAAAUACAGGGCAAUACAAGAAAUGCAUUGAUAUAUUCUUACCGCAAAUGGAAAGGUUCACUACAUAUUCCCAAAACAAUGCAUGCUGCAUUAAAGUGGUCAGAAUCCUUGCCAUAUGAGCUGAAUGAUUCACCUGAGGAUAGUGCUUGGCAGAUGUUAAUCAAGCCAAGUAAAAAAGCCAAAAAUGCGGAAGAAAAGGCA